CGGGUGCUCUUAAGUGGUGCACAAGACUCGCUCGCCGGAUGUUGACGGUCUCACACGUUGCUGCUCAGAGUUGGAGGAAGUUUCUAAUCAAUGUAGCUUUGUUUUCCGCUCAACCAAACCUCGCAUUAUUAAAUCAGGAUGUCGGCGUCGUUGAUCAGGAGAGGACUGGAGCUGCUGAGCGACGAUGUUAAAGAUGCCAGUAAAGCGAAGAAGAAGCAGAAGCAGCAGCAGACACCCAGCUCGGCCACGGCGAUGAAGCUGGUGAGCACAAACCGGCAGGGAGUCACCAAGCAGGUCAAGAGGCUGCAGGGUCGUCUGGGUCCCGGCAAGAGCAAAGCUACAGUCAAAGACAAGAGGAUCAAGUCUGCAGUGGAGGAGUUCAGGAAGAAGCAGGGGAAGAGCCACCUGAGUGAUAACCUCAAGUAUUUUUUAGAAACUGGCUACAAAGCAACAGAUUCUGCCACUUUGAAGAUCCUGAACCACAACACGGGGAGACAGUCCAGAGAUCGCCCGGAGCGACCCGCCAAGAAGGCCAAGGAGCCGGAGUCUUUGUUCACAGAGGAGGAGUUCCAGCAGUUCCAGAAGGAAUACUUUGGCAGGAUGGUCGAGGAGAAGAAAUAAAGUGCACGGACACACAACAGACACUGCAGCCACAGCGGAAACACCAGGGCUGCGUUUUGUGGAUCCACUUGGAUUUCUGGAUGUUGGUUCAACUUCAAUCAGCUCAACAAUCGGACAAGAAACUUCAGAGGAGAAAUAUUUGUACCAGUUCAAUCUGUGCUGAUGUUAUGAGUACAGACACAUACUGAUGCAUUCAGGGGACAUGGGAUAUGCAGCAUUUUCCUGCCAAGAUUUUUUUCUCCAAAAUGUGUCAAUGGUGAAAAUAUUGUACUGUAUAAUAUGACAUUAUGUGUCAUUAGUUAACACCUUAAAACCAGUCAUUGGUCACUAGUCCUUUUACAAGAGAGAGUGCAGCUUAUUCAAAUGCUCUGUGCCUGAUGAUGUAGAGAAACUGCUCAAUGCGUCUUAUCACACCUUUUUUCAUUCACUUCAUUUUCACAUACUGAAAAUUAACCUUCAUCAGAAUUGUCGAGGAAACAAAUAGACACAAUAAAAGCUUUAUUUUCUUGACAUCAUUUAA
This is a messenger RNA of Acanthopagrus latus (yellowfin seabream), 1141 nucleotides long. It is a transcript of the gene rps19bp1, whose product is annotated as ribosomal protein S19 binding protein 1. Gene Ontology annotation, molecular function: enzyme binding. Gene Ontology annotation, cellular component: nucleolus. Bases 139 to 621 code for a protein of 160 amino acids. The transcript is spliced from 4 exons. NCBI's taxonomy places the organism in Eukaryota, Metazoa, Chordata, Actinopteri, Spariformes, Sparidae. The record is from RefSeq and is a predicted model, not a curated record.